CGAUUCCGAGAGAGAGAGAGAGAGAGAGAGAGAUAGCGGAAGACGAUGGCUUUGACGGUGGCAAAGAGUGCGUUGGAGUCGAUUAGAGAGAAAGGUCUCGGCGGUUUCAUGAGGAUGCUGCGAGAAGAAGGCUUCGUGAGAUGUCUAAAAGAUGGGAACCUCUUGCAAACUAAGAUACACAACAUAGGAGCAACACUUGUUGGCGUUGACAAGUUCGGUAACAAAUACUACCAGAAGCUGGGUGAUACACAAUACGGUAGGCACAGAUGGGUAGAGUAUGCUGCAAAGUAUCGUUACAACGCAUCUCAAGUACCAGCUGAAUGGCAUGGGUGGCUUCAUUUCAUCACUGAUCACACUGGGGAUGAGCUGUUGAGUUUGAAACCAAAAAGGUAUGGGCUUGAGCACAAAGAGAACUUCUCUGGAGAAGGUGAUGAAUACAUUUACCAUUCGAAGGGACAUGCCUUGAACCCUGGGCAAAAGAACUGGACUCGAUACCAAUCAUGGGUACCCACUAAGACUCAGUAAGAAGACGAGAUCUGGUUGAUGCUUUGUGAGAGAUAUUCUCUCGAGGGAUUUGUUGUUUCUGUGUCUUUUUAAUAAAAGCUGUUUGGAUCUAAAGCUGAACAAUUAAAAAUGUGUUUUGGAUUUGGAAUUGUAAUUGACGCUGCUUAAUAAUUUUCUGAUCCUCAUGUUUCUUCACCUCUGGAUAGGAAAUAUUAAUAUAUUUUCUCGUGUA
Molecule: messenger RNA, 736 nt
Organism: Capsella rubella
Lineage: Eukaryota; Viridiplantae; Streptophyta; Magnoliopsida; Brassicales; Brassicaceae
Product: probable NADH dehydrogenase [ubiquinone] 1 alpha subcomplex subunit 12
Exons: 5
Coding region: 46-525 (159 amino acids)
Biological process (GO): response to oxidative stress; mitochondrial respiratory chain complex I assembly
Cellular component (GO): membrane
Source: RefSeq, a predicted model, not a curated record